GUGAAUAUCAAGAAGGUAUGGCCUAUAGUUAGGCCGCAGACCUCAUCCGCUCCAAUGGUCCUGCUUGCAUUGCCACUUCAAAAAGUGUCACCGUCAGUGUUACCAGGUGAUCUUCCAGUAUUGGACUGUUUAUUCGGCACCGUGAAUGAGCAGCCUCCGCGUUGGCUGGCUGUCUCCUGCCCGGGACAAGCAAAACAGCCGUCAAAUCUGUCUUGCUGGCUGUCCGAAAGGGCGCCUAUUGAGAUAGUAACUGUUCCUCUCGUCCGCCAAUCAGAGAUGCAAGACGCUGGGGCUUCUUACGAUAUAGAAGCCGGUUGUCCCAUCAACCGGCAUGCCCAGACCCCACAUCCUUACAUGAUCGCUUUCGAAAAGUGA
Messenger RNA from Protopolystoma xenopodis, 375 nucleotides. Lineage: Eukaryota; Metazoa; Platyhelminthes; Monogenea; Polystomatidea; Polystomatidae. The record is from the annotation of a GenBank genome assembly.